GUGAAGUGCAUGCCGUAUAUCAAUACAUGAAAUGGUUGCAAGUUACGAGUCGGCAUAGAAUUGCAUAUCAAUGCAGGAAAUGACAGCCAAGUUAUGACACUCGCAGUGUGGAAACUUGAGAUCUUUACGUUGUCGGGUCUGGUUGCCCUAAUCAUCCUGUUGAAGAUUAAUUUCAAGUCUCGUCUCAGCCCUGGAGGGGGAAUGAUAAAGGAAAGACUAAGAUCAGCAUGGGUGACGAAUCUGGACCAGUGGAGCGAUUCCAAACCUACCUGAGGAUCAAGACUGUCCAUCCAGAGCCUGACUAUGAGGGUGCCGUCAAGUUUUUGCGUGCCCAAGCGGAAGAGAUUGGCCUGCCCUGCCGCGUGCUGGAGCCAGUCAAGGGCAAGCCGGUGGUGAUCAUGACCUGGGCGGGCACUGAGCCGUCCUUGCCCACCGUGCUGCUCAACUCGCACACGGACGUUGUGCCUGUGUUCCCGGACCACUGGGAGCACGACCCGUUCGGCGCAGUGAAGACGGCCGCCGGCGACAUUUUCGCCCGCGGCACGCAGGACAUGAAGUGCGUGACCAUGCAGUACCUGGAGGCGGUGCGGGAGCUGAAGGCGCGAGGCGUGCAGCCUGUCCGCACCGUCCACCUUAGCUUCGUGCCCGAUGAGGAGAUCGGAGGCGUGACGGGCAUGAAGGCGUUCGUCGAGACAGACGACUGGCAGCGGCUGAACGUGGCCUGCGCCCUGGACGAGGGACUGGCCAACCCCUCCGAAGAGAUGACCGUCUUCUACGGCGAGCGGCACACCUGGAAGGUGGAGGUGACCUGCUGCGGCCGCUCCGGCCACGGCUCGCGGUUCCUGCCCGACACGGCCGGCGAGAAGCUGAGCCGUGUGCUGCAGUCGUUCCUCGACUACCGGCGCCAGCAGGAGCAGCUGCUGGCCGACCACCCCGACUGGAAGCUGGGCGACGUCACCACCUGCAACCUCACCAUCAUCAACGGCGGCAUUCAGCGCAACGUGGUACCGGACAAGUUCCACGCGUGCUUCGACUGCCGGGUGGCGCAGCGCACGCCGCCGGACGAGUUUGAGGCGCUGGUGCGCGACUGGUGCCGGCAAGCUGGGCCCGACGUCACGUACAUCCUGUCGCAGAAGGAGGACAACCUGGAGAACAGUCCCAUCUCGCCGGACAACCCCUGGUGGAGCGCCUUCUCCGCCGCCCUCGCCAGACUCGGGGUCAGCACCUGCCCCGAGAUCUUCCCGGCGGGCACCGACAGUCGCUUCAUCCGCCGGCUGGGGAUUCCCUGCUACGGAUUCUCGCCGAUGAACCGGACUCCGAUCUUGCUGCACGACCACAACGAGUUCAUCAACGAGACCGUGUUUCUUGAGGGCAUUAAGGUCUACGCCGAGUUGAUCCCCAGCCUGGCACGCGUUCCUGCCUAGGCCGUGCGGGGUGCCGCUCGUGGAGGGGGUGGCGCCGCUGUCCGGCGGCUGGCGCGGCCGUCCCACUGUGGUGGACCCAGCACCGCGGGGUGGUGCUACUCUCCGAUAGCGGGCACCAUUCUGCGAUAUCCAUGUUGAUUAUGGCGGUAUAUAUUUGCCAUCCUGCGUACAUGGGGGGGCCGUGGCAGUGAUGCUAGUGGGGAAGGCUGUGAUAGGCCGAUGCCAGAUUACCCUGGGGGACUAGAUCUAGUCUUUUGGGCAUGUAACGAUAGAUUGCCUAGCAGGGAAAUAUCAUAAGCGCUUCGAUGUGUCAGUGUAUACGCGCUGUGUUGUUGGGUAGUUCAUGGAAUACAGGUUCGUCGGAAUGAUUCGCGAGGAAUAGCUAUGGUUUACAGCAAGCGGAUUGCAUCGGUAUGUAAUGCGUCCAUGGCGUGACCGCCGGGAGAGGCUGGAUUACCUGCAUGUGCUCAACUUUCCUUCAAAUACAAGCAUUUCAUGUUUC
Messenger RNA from Pollicipes pollicipes, 1926 nucleotides. Its product is annotated as aminoacylase-1B. Gene Ontology annotation, biological process: amino acid metabolic process. The record is from RefSeq and is a predicted model, not a curated record. NCBI's taxonomy places the organism in Eukaryota, Metazoa, Arthropoda, Thecostraca, Pollicipedomorpha, Pollicipedidae. Bases 228 to 1424 code for a protein of 398 amino acids. The transcript has 9 exons. Gene Ontology annotation, cellular component: cytoplasm. Gene Ontology annotation, molecular function: aminoacylase activity.